UUCAAACGGCUCGCCUGUCCAAUUUUCUUUCAGCAAGUAGACGGUUACACACCUGGUGUGGAUUACCCGAUCUACGAUUCAGUACCUUUCGGCCUCACGUUUACCUGCGGAGGCAAGUUACCUGGUUACUACGCCGAUCCCGAAGCUAGAUGUCAGGUCUGGCAUUGGUGUUUGCCAAACGGUCGUCAGUUCAGCUUCCUCUGUCCAAACGGCACAGUUUUCAGCCAAUCGGCACGCGUCUGCGAUUGGUGGUUCAAGGUUGAUUGCAACGACUCGCCAAGAUUGUACGGCAUCAACGACGACCUGUACAGAGACGUGAACGGAAACAAGAUCUAACGCUAACCAUCUAAAAUCCGUGAACAUUUAAACGCGCUGAACUUAAGCAAAGAGAAAAAUUUCUGUGUACAGUUUGUUCGAGACACGAGAAUAUUCGAGUAGCAGCGGGAUUCGUCCAAGCGAAUUGUAAGUUCCUAGUUUGCCGGCAGAGAAACGCGCAGUGCAGAGCGCUAUAAUAUUCUCGGAUGCUAAAUUGCUAACACGAUGACGAUCGAUCGCUUGCAGCCAGACUGGUGCAACCACGAAAAAUCUUCAAUAUUUUCCGCAAAGUGAUUCGAACAACUCUUAUAUACCAGAUAUCCGAUUCUUUAAUAAAGAACAACAGAUGCAUUAACUUUUUCCUGCGUGUCGAA
Heterotrigona itama is the source of this 689-nucleotide messenger RNA. Lineage: Eukaryota; Metazoa; Arthropoda; Insecta; Hymenoptera; Apidae. The record is from the annotation of a GenBank genome assembly.